AUGUCUACCACCGUGCACCCCGAAGUGACAUGGGCCCAGCGCUCCUCCGACUCCGAGCCGGAGAAGAACUACCUCUACGUGAAUCUGAAGACUCCCGAAGUCCCCAAGGAGGACGCCAAGCUGAACCUGACCGCAACCAAUGUUUCCUUCACUGGCGCCUCUCGCAAGGGUGUCACAUACUCUGUCUCCCUGGACCUCUACGCCGAGAUUGAUCCGGAGAACAGCAAGGUCAACCACACCGACCGUGAGAUUGAGCUGGUUCUGCGCAAGAAGGAACUCAAGGUCGAAUACUGGCCCCGUCUCCUGAAGGAAUCCAAGAAGGUCCACUUCCUGAAGACCGACUUCGACAAGUGGGUAGAUGAGGAUGAGCAGGAUGAAGUCGCCGAUGAUGACUAUGCCAACAACUUCGGCGGCAUGGGCGGCGAUGAGGGUGGCCUGAGCAACAUUGACUUCUCCAAGCUUGGUGGCAUGGGCGGCGCUGGCGGCAUGCCCGACCUGAGCGCUUUGGCCGGUGCUGCGGGCGGCGCUGUGGGCGCUGAGGGUGAGGACGAUGACGAUGAGCUCCCCGAGCUUGAGGAGGCCGACGACCAGAAUUCGUCUAAGAUCCAGGAGGUGUCCUAA
Messenger RNA from Penicillium canariense, 621 nucleotides. RefSeq names its product Hsp90 cochaperone SBA1 (gene wos2). NCBI's taxonomy places the organism in Eukaryota, Fungi, Ascomycota, Eurotiomycetes, Eurotiales, Aspergillaceae. Gene Ontology annotation, cellular component: nucleus; cytosol. Gene Ontology annotation, molecular function: protein-folding chaperone binding; Hsp90 protein binding. The transcript has 4 exons. The coding region runs from base 1 to 621 and encodes 206 amino acids. Gene Ontology annotation, biological process: chaperone-mediated protein complex assembly; protein folding. The record is from RefSeq and is a predicted model, not a curated record.